AUGAACAAUCGAAACAGAUUUCGUGUGUUCAACGCGAAUCAAACUGAAGAGAUAAAGAAGAGGGAUCAGUAUGGAAAGCAAGGGGGGCAAACUUUGGCUGAUUACGAUGAGAAAGAUCUUCACGGGCCUGAGAUAACAGACAGAGAUGGGCCCCUGUUGGACAAACAUGACAGCUUCUACAUCACCACCAAGAGUCUGCUCGUGCUCUUUCAGAUCAUGGGGGUUAUGCCGAUUAUGAGAGUGCCUACGUGUAAAACCACACAACGUACAACUUUCAACUGGAUAUCAAAAGCAACCUUAUGGGCGUAUCUGGUAUGGGGACUCGAGUGCAUCAUUGUCCUUAGAGUGGGGAAGGAGCGACUGGAGAAUUUCCAGAAGAACUCUUAUAAAAGAUUCGAUGAAGUGAUCUACAAUAUUAUAUUCCUGAGCAUUCUUAUACCUCAUUUCCUUCUCCCCGUGGCUUCAUGGCGACAUGGACCGCAAGUGGCGAUCUUCAAAAAUAUGUGGACCCAUUAUCAGCUAAAAUACCUGAAGAUCACUGGCACUCCUAUCGUGUUCCCGAACCUGUACUCCCUUACGUGGGGUCUCUGCAUCUUCUCCUGGGCGUGUAGCUUUGCGGUCAUCCUGUCCCAGCAUUACUUGCAAGAUGACUUCGAGCUCUGGCAUUCCUUUGCCUACUACCAUAUCAUCGCUAUGUUGGAUGGCUUCUGUUCUCUUUGGUACAUAAAUUGCAACGCUUUCGGGACAGCGUCAAAAGGCCUGGCAAUGAACCUGCACAAAGCCCUGGAGGCAGAGCAUCCAGCGUUAAAACUGGCGCAGUACAGACAUCUCUGGGUCGACCUCUCCCAUAUGAUGCAACAAUUGGGUAGAGCGUAUUCAAACAUGUAUGGCAUCUAUUGCAUGGUAAUUUUCUUCACGACCAUCAUAUCUUUGUACGGUGCUCUGUCGGAAAUCUUAGAGCAUGGUCUCAGCUAUAAGGAGAUGGGCUUGUUCGUCAUCGUUGGCUACUGUAUGACACUGCUCUUCAUCAUCUGUAAUGAGGCUUACCAUGCUUCUAGAAAGGUGGGGCAUGAGUUUCAAGUUCGUCUGCUAAACGUGAAUCUAGGUGGCAUCGACCACAGUACGCAACGAGAAAUCGAGAUGUUCCUUGUAGCCAUAGCCAAGAACCCUCCUAUAAUGAACCUGGAUGGCUUCACCAAUAUCAAUAGAGAACUGUUCACUGCUAAUAUAUCAUUUAUGUCGACAUACUUGAUAGUCCUGAUGCAGUUUAAGCUCACCCUUCUGAGACAGGGAGCUAGGAAGGCUAUAAAGUCUAUCAUUAUUGGUUUCUACAUCACCAUGUAG
Pectinophora gossypiella (pink bollworm) is the source of this 1344-nucleotide messenger RNA. It is a transcript of the gene Gr21a, whose product is annotated as gustatory and odorant receptor 22-like. NCBI's taxonomy places the organism in Eukaryota, Metazoa, Arthropoda, Insecta, Lepidoptera, Gelechiidae. Gene Ontology annotation, biological process: sensory perception of taste. The record is from RefSeq and is a predicted model, not a curated record. The transcript has 10 exons. The coding region runs from base 1 to 1344 and encodes 447 amino acids. Gene Ontology annotation, cellular component: dendrite; membrane; neuronal cell body.